ACUCACUCUUUCAUUUCGACAUAUACAAGUUUAUGUUGAGUCCUAUAAACGAAAAGAUGAAAGUAUUUUCCUAUGUGGGAAAGAUGUUGGAACAACUUUGUAGUCCAUCUCUUUGUCGCUCUACUUGGUUUCAUCUUGGUGGAAACAAACUUCCAAUAAAUUUGUUCUAUUUUCUAUUUAUUUCGUCCAUAGGGUUUUUUAUCCUCCAGUCAAUGGAUGGAAAAACCACCACCUUCACCCCUCGGAACUUAGACUUAUUCUUCACCUCUGUCUCAGCAGCCACUGUUUCCAGCAUGUCCACUGUCGAGAUGGAGGUUUUUUCGAACACCCAACUUGUCGUUCUAACAAUUCUUAUGGUUAUCGGUGGUGAGGUGUUCAUUUCAAUGGUUACUCUCCAUCUCCGUCGGGCUUUUUUAAAAGAGUCUAGUAACGAUGGUUGUAAAGUAGAUCCCCCUAUGUGCUACCUCAACACACAAUCCAUUUGUCUGGAUAAUAUAGAGCUCCAUAAAAUAGCCAUCCGUGAAUCUGGAAGUUCAAAAUCUGACACUUUUGACUGUGAAAUUGUCUCUACAAAUGAUGUCGAUAUGGAGGAACUAAAGUACAAAUCCUUCAAGUUUUUGUGUCUCGUAGUAUUCUUUUACUUGGUAUUUGUCCAAAUCUUGGGUGUGGUCUCAGUUUUCAUAUACGUAAAUGUCAUCUCAAGUGCCAAAAAUAUACUUAAGCAAAAGGAUUUAAGGCCACUCACUUUUUCCAUCUUCACUGUAACUUCAACCUUUGCAAACUGUGGGUUUGUUCCAACCAACGAAAACAUGAUGCCCUUCAGCAAAAAUUCUGCUCUAUUGUUAAUCCUUAUCCCUCAAGCUCUAUUAGGUAACACUUUGUACCCUCCAGUUCUGAGAUUUACGAUUUGGGUCAUAUGGAUAUUUAGCAAAAAAUCUGAAGCUAGGUACUUGUUAAAGAACUCCAAAGUACUUGGGUAUAAUCAUCUUCUUUCUUACCAAGACUCGUUACUUCUUGCGACUACAGUCUUAGCUUUUAUCAUGUUGCAAUUUAUUUUGUUUUCAUCAAUGGAAUGGAGUUCAGGCUCUUUGAGAGACCUUGAUCUCUACCAAAAACUUGUUGGGAUUUUGUUUGAGACUGUAAAUACAAGGCAUACUGGAGAAUCGAUUGUCGACCUGUCCACCAUCAAUGCUUCCAUAUUGGUAUUGUUCAUCGUGAUGAUGUAUCUUCCACCGUACACAUCAUUUUCAUUAGUGACGGAAGAGAAUUUCGAACAAAGGAGCAAAAGAAGUAGUACAUUUAUGGAGAAAUUAAUCUUCUCACAACUCACUUAUUUAGUAAUCUUUGUCAUGCUUGUUUGCAUAACUGAGAGGAAACAAAUGAUUCAAGAUCCUCUUAACUUCAAUGUCUUAAACAUUGUUGUUGAAGUCAUAAGUGCGUACGGAAAUGUGGGAUUCUCUACUGGCUAUAGUUGUGAUCGUAGACUGAAACUAGAUGGAGAUUGUGAAAACAAGUGGUACGGGUUCUCGGGAAAAUGGAGUGAUGGGGGCAAACUAAUUUUGAUUGUAGUUAUGAUUUUUGGUAGGCUAAAGAAAUUUAAUAUGAAUGGAGGCAAAGCAUGGAAGCUUUUAUGAUGGUCAGUUGUGACUUCAUGCCUUCCUGAUGGAUGGUGAGCUUGAUAUGAAUAAAUUUUGUAUGCAACGUGUGUAAUGAUGGUUGUAUUGCUUGAAACUUUAAGGAACUAAAUAAUAAGGUGAAAUUAAUCA
Lactuca virosa is the source of this 1766-nucleotide messenger RNA. The record is from the annotation of a GenBank genome assembly. NCBI's taxonomy places the organism in Eukaryota, Viridiplantae, Streptophyta, Magnoliopsida, Asterales, Asteraceae.